Messenger RNA from Drosophila subpulchrella, 2664 nucleotides. It is a transcript of the gene Amph, whose product is annotated as amphiphysin. Gene Ontology annotation, molecular function: protein binding; phospholipid binding. The transcript is spliced from 10 exons. The record is from RefSeq and is a predicted model, not a curated record. The coding region runs from base 381 to 2183 and encodes 600 amino acids. Gene Ontology annotation, cellular component: plasma membrane; cytoplasm. NCBI's taxonomy places the organism in Eukaryota, Metazoa, Arthropoda, Insecta, Diptera, Drosophilidae.
UCUCGUUUAUCACUGUCGUCUUCCACAUUCGUCGCCUUUUCUUCUCCGCUCGUCCGUCGACUUUGUGCCAUUUGUUUUGAAUAUUCCGAGUGAGUUCGACGCGCCCGUAAAAGUCGCAGCGCAUUGCCAAAAAUCGGGGGCCGCCUAUAUAAUAUAAUCUCGUUAACAAGUGUGUGGGCCCGAUUUCGCAUCGAUAUUGUUUAGUUUGUUCGAAACGUAAACACAGCACUCGGUUGUUUAUCGUGCAUUUAAAGUUUCCCGCAAACGGAGGACUGUGCUUUUUCCAGUUGUGCCAGUUAAAAGUAGGAGGCAGCCCAAGUGCAACUAUAGAAGGAAUAUACAGAUAUUCAAGUUAAUACCAAAUCCCUCGUUCACACUGAAUGUCCGAGAAUAGAGGCAUCAUGCUGGCCAAAUCUGUUCAAAAACACGCUGGACGUGCCAAGGAGAAGAUUUUACAAAAUCUGGGAAAAGUCGACUGCACCUCAGAUGAAAUUUUCGACGAUCACCUGAACAACUUUAACCGCCAACAGGCCAGUGCCAACAGAUUACAAAAGGAGUUCAAUAACUACAUAAGAUGUGUUCGAGCUGCACAAACCGCCUCCAAGUCGCUGAUGGACGCCGUUUGCGAGAUCUACGAGCCACAAUGGACCGGCCACGAAGCCCUGCAGGCGCAAACGGGAGCCUCGGAGAGUUUGUGGGCGGACUUUGCGCACAAGUUGGGGGAUCAAGUCCUCAUACCGCUCAACACAUACACGGGACAGUUUCCCGAAAUGAAGAAAAAAGUCGAGAAGCGCAACCGGAAGCUGAUUGACUACGAUGGCCAGCGUCACUCGUUCCAGAAUCUGCAGGCCAAUGCCAACAAGCGCAAAGAUGAUGUCAAACUAACCAAAGGACGCGAACAGUUGGAGGAAGCCAGACGCACCUACGAAAUCUUAAACACGGAACUCCACGACGAGCUGCCUGCCUUAUAUGACUCUAGGAUACUGUUUCUGGUCACCAACUUGCAGACGCUUUUUGCCACAGAAAACGUUUUCCACAACGAAACGGCCAAGAUUUAUUCGGAACUAGAAGCUAUCGUCGACAAAUUGGCCACAGAAUCGCAGCGCGGCUCCAAUACGCUACGCAAACAAACAAGCAAUCCCAUCAAGACAUCGAGUCCAGUGCAGCCGCCAGUAAAUAAGUUAAACAACGCCAACAUCAACAGCAACUAUCAGAAUCAAAUAACCACAAACGGUGGCUCCAGUUUGGCAAACAGCCCGACAUCCACCAGCUCGUCGCUGCAAGAGCCUCGAUUUGAUUCAGUUUCUUCAACACCAGAACCGCCCCCGGAAUCCCCAGCAGCAGCGGUAGCAGCAGCCACGCCCAGUAGUCCCACGGAGAACGGGGUAACCACCAAGUCAGUGGAGCGUCCCGAGUUGAGUGCUCUUAAUGCGAGUGCCAAGGCAACCACAACCACGCAGACGUCGCCCACGGAGGAGAAGGUGGUGGUCAGUGAAGUGAAGCCAUCGCAAACUGAAGGAGCCACAGCCGCAGCAGUAGUAACCACUGCAACACCUGCCCCACCAGCCACACCCGCCCAAGUCAAUGGCAACAACAAUGAACCCUCGAUCCCCAAGGAAGGUGGCAAGCACCCGAAGGAACUGCCAUCCACCACAUCCAAUGCGGAAGCUGCUGCCGAGGCGGCGGCCAAUAAUGGCAAUUCCAUCGAGGAGCACAAGCAGAAGAAAUUAGGUAAUGACACAACAGCAACAGAAACAGAAACAGUCACCCAGCACUUAGCUACAUCAACAGAUACAGAUAAAGUAGUAACCAAAUCAGAUACAGAUACAGAUACUAAGAGCAGCACAGGCACAAGUCAGAAAGGUAGACCAGUACCAGUAGUUAAUAGGCACAGCGUAAAUAAUCUUAAUAAGAAUCCGUUCGAGGAUGACGACGAUCGCAUCUACGAGGUGCCCGCUGAUGCCAAUACCGCCGACUUGCCGCCCGGCGUCCUUUAUCGGGUUAAGGCCACCUACGGCUACGUUAAGGAGGAUGUGGACGAGCUUAGCUUCGAGAUCGGAGACCUUAUUCGCGUUAUUGAGUACGACGAUCCCGAGGAUCAGGAGGAGGGCUGGCUGAUGGGUCAGAAGGAGGGCACCACCGAGAAGGGACUCUUCCCCGCCAACUUCACGCGCCCCAUCUGAAGUGGCCAACUGCGGGUCAACUGGGCUAGCAACGAACCAACAACAACUUCAGUUACACCAUAAAACACUUUUCGAACGGAGAUCCCAAUCCAAACUUUCGGCCAAAUUUUCUUUGUGAGCGCUGCUUUCGUUUUUGUCCAGUUAAUAAAUUCUUGUUUUGUGAAAUGUAUUCGGGAUUGGCAGCCCAAUCGAGGGAUUGUUCGAGCAGUGCUUCCAACAAAAAUUGUUAUUGUUAACGAGACCCAACACCACACAAAGAAGAACGCAGAUAAGGAACGAGAGAGAAUAUUUUGGAAAUGUUUCAAACAUUAUUUUUUAGUUCUAAGUUUCAACAAAAUCUAAAGCAUAAAACUACGUAUACAUAUAUUAUUUGUUAAUCCUAUUAUUGUGCUCAUAAUUAAUGCGAUCAAAACGUAUCUAAUUUGUAAUUUGUUAAAUGCAAUCCACAAAUGAAACGCAUAUCACUCGAAAGCCAGAGUAA